Impatiens glandulifera is the source of this 915-nucleotide messenger RNA. RefSeq names its product 40S ribosomal protein S5. Gene Ontology annotation, cellular component: cytosolic small ribosomal subunit; ribosome. Gene Ontology annotation, molecular function: structural constituent of ribosome; rRNA binding; mRNA binding. The record is from RefSeq and is a predicted model, not a curated record. NCBI's taxonomy places the organism in Eukaryota, Viridiplantae, Streptophyta, Magnoliopsida, Ericales, Balsaminaceae. The transcript is spliced from 5 exons. Gene Ontology annotation, biological process: ribosomal small subunit assembly; translation. Bases 66 to 689 code for a protein of 207 amino acids.
UUCUCUUUCUCUAUUGCACUAGGGUUCCGUCGGCCGCAUUUUCAUCUUCUUCGGAUUUGAUAAUAAUGGAAACGGAACUUCCCGUCGUCACAGAGCCUCAGUCGAUUCAGUCUCAAUCAGAGGUCAAGCUCUUUAAUAAAUGGAGUUUUGACGGCGUUAGUGUUGGUGACAUUGCUUUGGAGGAUUACGUUGCUGUGUCCACUGCCAAGGCUACAUUUGUUCCUCACACAGCUGGAAGGUACUCAGCCAAGCGGUUCAGGAAAGCUCAAUGCCCCAUUAUAGAGAGGCUUACAAACUCCUUGAUGAUGCACGGGAGAAACAAUGGAAAGAAGCUUAUGGCUGUUCGCAUUGUUAAGCAUGCAAUGGAAAUUAUUCACUUGUUGACUGACCUUAACCCCAUUCAAGUCAUUGUUGAUGCUGUAAUCAACAGUGGGCCGAGAGAAGAUGCUACUAGAAUUGGUUCAGCUGGUGUUGUUAGACGUCAAGCUGUUGAUAUAUCACCUUUAAGACGUGUUAACCAAGCUAUCUACCUUCUUACAACUGGUGCACGUGAAAGUGCAUUCAGGAAUAUCAAGACUAUUGCUGAAUGCCUUGCUGAUGAACUUAUAAAUGCUGCCAAGGGAUCAUCCAAUAGCUAUGCAAUCAAGAAGAAGGAUGAAAUUGAAAGAGUUGCCAAAGCUAACCGUUAAUUCUUGCUGCUUUCUGCCAUAUAUGUCGGAGUUUUGCUAUAAAUGAGUAGUAGCCUAUUUGUUUUAAGCUUGAAUUUCGCUUGUCAUCUUGUUGGUUGUUAUACUUUAAUUUGUGCUUCAAUUCUUGUAUGUGGAUUCACUCAAUUUUGAAUUUUUAAACUAAUAUUAUAAUAUGAGGCCUUAAAUUGUGGCCAUUGAAGAAAUCAAUAGAAUAUGAUUUAAUAUU